This is a messenger RNA of Lathyrus sativus (Indian pea), 741 nucleotides long. Lineage: Eukaryota; Viridiplantae; Streptophyta; Magnoliopsida; Fabales; Fabaceae. The record is from the annotation of a GenBank genome assembly.
AUGGAGAAAGAGUUCAAAAUCCCACCGGUAUCUUUUGCAUCCGCCGGAAACCCAUCUAUCGGCGACCCAAAUAGCCAACAACGUCGCGUACCAAGACCUCCGUUUCAACCUAACUCCGGCAUCCCUUUCAUGUCAUUCGACAUUGGUUCCGCCGCCGUUUCCACAUCCUCCGGUCCUAUAUACACCGGCCCCGGCAUCGGUGGUGGUUCCGUCAACUUUGACGACGAGGAGCCUCUUCUCGACGAGCUCGGUAUUCACCCAGAUCAAAUCUGGAGCAAAAUCAGAUCGGUUCUUAACCCGUUUCGUGUGAACCACACUGUGCACAAAGACGCUGAUCUAUCUGGUCCUAUUCUUCUCUACAUGGCCUUUUGCUUAUUUCAAUUACUCGCCGGAAAAAUUCAAUUCGGUGUGAUAUUAGGUUGGAUCGUGGUCUCUUCCAUCUUGUUAUACGUUGUUUUCAACAUGCUGGCUGGUCGAACCGGGAAUUUGGAUCUACAUACCUGCACCAGUGUCGUCGGUUAUUCUAUGUUGCCGGUGGUGAUUUUCUCUGCACUGUCUCUUUUUCUUCCACAGGGAGGUUACCUUGGAAUCUCGAUCGCUGCAGUUUUUGUUUUAUGGGCCACUAGGGCUUCCACGGGUCUUGUGGUUUCUCUCACCGAUGGUGGCGAUGAACAUCGUGGGUUGAUAGCGUACGCGUGUUUCUUGAUUUACACUCUGUUUUCGUUGCUUGUUAUAUUCUAG